CGUGAAUUUUUCACUAAAUCGAUACUCAGUGCAAAAAGUGCAAUUGUUCUCUUUUUAUGCCUAUAUUCUCUUCAAUCCUACAACGAAAAGAAUAAAAGAUGACGCGACAUACCAACAUGAAAUAUUAUCAAAAGUUUAUCCUUUUAUCGAGGAAAUUGACAGAGAGUAUUACGGGUAAAGGUUAUAGUGAAAGUGUUAAUAGAAGUAAAUUAUUUAAUCGUAUAAAUGCUUUGUGGAAAAUAAAAAUGCCUAUGCAAAAUCAUCCAAAAAUUUUAACCCAAUUGAAAAAUUAUUUAUAUAAAUCUGGUUACGAUAAAAACUUACAAUUUAUUUUCUCGAAAUAUUGGUUAGAUUUCCUACAGAAAGUAACGUAUUCACAAAUAAAUACGUUAAAAAAGUUACAAAUUGAAUUUUCUAAAAAUGCUAAUGAUAGCCAAACGUUAAAUGAAGAAAGGUGCAAUAAUAAUAAUAAUAUUAAUAAUAAUAAUAAUAAUAAUAAUAAUAAUAAUAAUGAGAAAACAGAAAAAGAGCAUAUAGUGUUGGAAACCAAAGAGAAAGCAACAUUAACUACCAAUACCAUUAAUUGUAAAAGCCAAAUUCAAGAAGAUACUACAAAUGAAAGGAAAUUUCAAAAUAAACCAGGAACUCAGUCUAUUUCUAAAUUUCUUGGUGCACUAAUAUUUAAUUCUGUUAAAAGUAAAACAGCCAGAUUAGUUGUGCCGCCGAAAUGGAAAAUGAAUGUUUACAAUAAUAUAUCAAAGCACAGCAUUAAAUCUAGAACACGUCAUGUUUUAAAUGCUAUUAUAACUGCUGAAUCAAAUGCUUCACGUUUGAGAAGGAUCGAGGAUUUGCUGGUACAUAUUGAUCAGUAUUCAGAAGCCAGGCAUUAUGCAAUUAAAGAGGGAGCAAUUAGUUUAUUGCUCAAAACUCGACAGAAAGUUACAGAUGAACAAAUAAAAGCAUCUAUCAGAGAAGCGUUAGCUGUAUUGGGUUAUACUGAUCCGUUACCUGGCAAAGGCAUUAGAAUCCUUUCUAUCGAUGGGGGAGGUAUACGUGGUGUAUUAGUAAUAGAAAUGUUGAGAAAGCUUGAGCAGUUGACAGGAAAAAAAACUCAUGAAAUGUUUGAUUAUAUAUGUGGCGUGAGUACAGGAGCUAUUCUUGCUGCUACUCUAGGUGGACAUAAACGAAGAACACUAGAUGAGAUAUUUGAAUUGUACAAAGAACUAAGUGCUAAAGUAUUCACUCAAAAUGCUAUAAAGGGGACAAGUAACUUAGUAUGGAGCCACGGAUAUUAUGAUACAGCACUCUGGGAAAAAUUACUGCAAGAGUAUUUAGGAGAUAAAGCUCUUAUAAAAACAGUUCAUGACCCAAUGGCUCCAAAAUUUUCAGCAAUAUCCGCUGUAGUAAACCACAAACGCGUGAUGGCUUAUGUAUUUCGAAAUUAUACUCUACCUCAUAGAGCCGAAAGUCUAUAUAUAGGAUCUCAUAAUCACAAAUUAUGGGAAGCUAUUAGAGCAUCUGCGGCAGCACCUAGUUAUUUUGAAGAAUUUAAAUGCGGUGAAUAUCUUCAUCAAGAUGGAGGUAUAUUGGUAAAUAAUCCAUGUGCAAUUGGAUUACACGAAGCCAAACAAUUGUGGCCAAAUAAUCCAAUUCAAUGUGUGAUUUCGUUUGGAACUGGACGAACACCGAACCAAAUCUGUAAAAACAGCGAUAAUUUAGCGGAAAUAGCGAUUUUGAGUUGGAAGGAAAAGUUUUACAAAAUUUUAGACAGUGCAACAGAUACGGAAGCUGUACACGCUAUGUUGAACGACCUUCUACCCGAACAUGUUUACUUUCGUUUCAAUCCAUAUUUAACGGAGAUGUUAUCAAUGGUAGAAGUUCGUCCUGAGAAGAUCAAUCAAUUAGAACAAGAUGCGAGAAUGUAUAUACGUAGAAACGAGGAGAAAUUUCAGAGAGCUGCUGAAGUUUUAUUGCAAAAGAGAAAAAUCCAACAACAAAUUAUGGAUUGGAUUACAUUACAUAGAAAGAUGUCAGGUUUAUAAAUUAUCCUAUUUCGCAAAUUAAUAGGCAUUCCAUAAUUUAAAAGAUAUAUGUAGGAAUUACAUGGACAUAGGAUUAUUAAGUACAAGUUUUAGAUUAGACAUACACGUGUACGGGGUGCGGUUUGUUUCCGAGGAAAUCGAUUUUAUUAUGGAUUUUCGAUUUCGAAAUCCAUUAAAUAUGUGUGCACCUACAUAACUUAUCAUAGUUGUAUUGCACUACAUUCUAUUUGCUUAAAAACUAAGCAUAGAAUGAAAAUUUCAUAUGGAAUCACAAGUUAUCCACUUUUAUCAUUUUCUUCGGUCGCAUCCUGUAUAUUUUCGUGUCUGCUUU
Eufriesea mexicana is the source of this 2373-nucleotide messenger RNA. RefSeq names its product calcium-independent phospholipase A2-gamma. The transcript has 9 exons. Gene Ontology annotation, cellular component: membrane. The record is from RefSeq and is a predicted model, not a curated record. Gene Ontology annotation, biological process: arachidonate metabolic process. Bases 99 to 2042 code for a protein of 647 amino acids. NCBI's taxonomy places the organism in Eukaryota, Metazoa, Arthropoda, Insecta, Hymenoptera, Apidae.